This is a messenger RNA of Pocillopora damicornis (cauliflower coral), 717 nucleotides long. RefSeq lists its product as uncharacterized. NCBI's taxonomy places the organism in Eukaryota, Metazoa, Cnidaria, Anthozoa, Scleractinia, Pocilloporidae. The record is from RefSeq and is a predicted model, not a curated record.
AUGACUGAGACUGAGAGAUGUUACUCUCAGAUCGAGAAGGAAUACCUUGCACUGGUCUUUGGUUGUACACGAUUUGACCACUAUCUCCAUGGAAGAGAAAAGAUCACAACAGUCACAGAUCAUAAGCCUCUAGAAACCAUACUUGCCAAAAGUAUCAACAGCACGCCCAAGAGGUUACAACGCAUGAUGCUACGACUGCAAAAGUACCGCCUGAAUAUUGUGUGCAAAAAGGGAACUCAGAUGUACAUAAGUGAUCAUCUGUCAAGAUCUGCCCUCCCAAACGGCCGAACGCAAAAGAAGGAAAUAGAUGAUUAUGAAGUCUUUACACUUCACGCAGAAGAACUUCUCAUGAAAGAGAUCGAAGGAACAGAUCCAAAUAUCUUUCAUAACAUGACAGAUGCAACCCUUCAGGAAGUAGCAACAGCAACCUCAAAAGAUGGAAAUCUCAUGACCUUAGCUGAAAUUAUAGCUAAUGGAUGGCCUGAGGACAAGACGCAAGUACCGCCCAAUGUCCGAGACUACUGGCCGUACAGAGAUGAACUAGCAGUUCAGGAUGGAAUAAUCUACAGAGGAACGAGAGUGCUCAUUCCCACGGCUAUGCGCCCACCGAUGUUAGAAAAAACACACUCCGCUCACCUAGGAGCACAGGGAUGCAUGAGACUCGCAAGAGAUACAUUUUAUUGGCCAUCGAUUCAUCAUGAUAUCAAAGAUCUCUGA